ACAAAAAGUUUACACUUUACAGCAAACUUUUAUUUAAUUAUUUCACGAAAGUUUAGUUUUUAAGUCAAAGAAAGACUAAAUAAAAUGUGAUAUAUGAUUAGAUUAAAGUUAUUACAAAGCAGCGGCUUUAUUAGUGCAUUUUGUGGUCUAAAUACGGUUAAAAUAGUGUUAUAAAAAUGUCGGCAAGCAGUGGAACAAGUUCGUCCCAGACUUCACCUGCGAUGGCUUCGAUAAGCGAUGUCUCUGCCUUAUUUCAAACUGCAAAAAAGUAUGAAGAACUCAACGUUAUUGGGACAGGGGCCUACGGUACAGUGUACAAAGCUCGGGACCUCCACAACGGUGGCCAGAUAGUGGCCAUGAAAAAAGUCAAGGUGGCCCUCACAGAAGAUGGCAUUCCACUGUCUACGCUACGAGAAAUAGCAUUGCUUAGACAACUAGAAGCGUACAGACAUCCCAAUAUUGUUAGACUCCUGGACGUCUGUCAUGGCGGCCAAUCACUGGAGAGAGAUCACCAGUUGGUGCUGUUCCUAGUUUUUGAGCAUGUCGAGCAAGACCUAGAUUCAUACUUGAAAAGGGCGCCGGGACCACUCUCUGAGAAUGGAAUUAGAAGUAUGUCCUACGACAUCCUCUCUGGUGUGGACUUUUUACACUCCCACCGGAUUGUCCACCGCGAUCUCAAGCCACACAACCUUCUCGUGACGUCAGCCGGCCGCGUCAAGUUAGCUGACUUCGGCCUCGCCAAGACCUACGACACCGAGAUGAAACUCACUAGCGUGGUGGUAACCCUGUGGUAUCGGCCACCGGAAGUGUUGCUCGGGCUAUCAUACAACACAGCGGUGGAUGUGUGGUCCUGUGGGUGUGUGUUGGCGCAGCUACACACUCGCUCGCCUCUACUGCAAGCCGACUGCGACUCGCAACAACUGCACUGUAUAUUCAGAUUAAUAGGCCGUCCGCCGAAGCACGAGUGGCCGGACAACGUGGGGAUUGUAGCGGACAGCUUUCCGGACUACCCCCCACGGGACUUAGCGGAUGUCUUGCCAAGAAUACACCCACACGCCUUGGAUAUGAUCAGGGGCAUGCUUGUCUUCGACCCAGCGAAACGGCUCACGGCUUUGGACUGCCUCGAGCAUCCGUACUUUACUGAAGAGCCACUCACAUAAUAUACAUCCUAUAAUUUUUUGCGUGGGGGUCAAAUUAACCCCUUCACGUUUGCGUAAGGGGUCAUAUUAACCCCUUGUCAUUUUGCAUUUUUUUAAGUAACAUCCAACAGCUUUGGACUAAUAUUCUUAAUGAAAAAAAUCUUACUAUUGCAAUGCAUUUGCAUAACCCUAAAAUAGUUCAAUCAAGUGAGGUCAAAAUGAUCCCAUACCUUCGCUUGAGGGUUUAAAUGACCCCCAACUCUUUUUUUUCAUUAAUUUUAUAUUCUUUCAAGUGAAGUCAAAUGACUUUAGAUGAGGGGUCUAAAAAACCCCGUAUUCAUUUAAAUUUUUAAAGGUUUUUUUUAAAUAUGAAAAUCCAAACGAAACGUGAUCGUUGCACGUUAUUGAAUAGGAAAAUAAAUUGUCAUAAUAAAAUCAAAAAUUAAAUCGUGAAAAAUGUUAAAUAAAAUAUUUUUUUUUUGCCUAUAUAUUUUUAUUUAAUUUUUAAAGUUUUGUUGAUUUUUCGAUGAUUAAAAAGUACGAUAGCCAACAGAAAAUAGAGUUUUUGUUUUUUUUUAUUAUUAAAAAGCUCAAUAAGUGAUGCAUUUUUGUAGCAAAGUUAUAUUUUUGAUUAUUUUUGUUUUGUUAACUUUAACAGGCAUCUCUUUUUUUUUGUAUUAAAUAUUAAGUAUAUUGUUAAGAUUUUUUGCAAUUUUGCCCACCUAUCUUUGUAAUAAAGAAAAAAAAUAGUUUUUUUAAAAAGUAAAAUAGAUAAGGGCUAUUCACAUAACAGAAAAUAAUCGUGAAUCAUUUUUAAAGUAUUUUUAAUACUGCAUUUACUAUUUUUGGAGAAAAUCUUCUUCUUUUUUAAACAAAAGAAUGCACAGUAAUUCAAUUAAUAAAUAAUGCAGAAAAAUGUAAAUUAUAUCAAAAAGAAAGCUUUCGAAAUCUUUUUCUAAUGUUCUGUGAACGGCCCUUAAUCGAAUUAAUUAGUUUUUAGUUACUUUAGUAUUCUUUCGCUGAUUUAAAAGAUAAACAAAAAAUAGAAACCGUUUUGGAGAAACGCAUAAGCGACGCUUUUCGCUCGUAUAAUGAUUUUAUUGUCAGUUCAAGUAAUAAGGUUUGUGCACCCUGUGGUUGCCACUUGUCACUUCCUGAUUUACGGGUUACCAGCAUCAAAAAUACGGGGUUUAGAUUUUUUUACGGGAGACAGUGUUUUACAUAGAUAUUUUUCUACUAAGUACUUAUUGUUUGAAGAAACAGCUUUUGAAAGUUCUUCAUUUUGUGAAAGAAAUGUUCAAAAUCUUUGCAUCCUAACUAAAAAUUUCAUUUUACUUGCCGCCUUCACAGUAUCAAUAUUGAGUCGGUUUAGGAUACGCGGGUAUGGACGCAUUGCCGCAAGGAAAAUAUUUUUUCUACUGGACAAAAGUCAGGGUUUGGUUUCGCCAGCCAGCUCCGGUUGAAUUUGAAAAAAAUACGGGACCUUUAUUUACCCCGUACGGUACGGUUUACGGGUUUCUGUAUUAUCAUGCCCUGAAAUACGGGGUAACCCGUAAACUACGGGGUUAUCCGUAAAAUACGGGGCAUCUGGCAACCCUAGGUGCACCUCUUAUGCGUUUCAGCGAGAAGCUAAUUGUUUACCUUUUAUUUGUAGGUAUUUUUGUAUUUUUAAGCACUCCAGUGUUCCUUGUUAAGUGAUAUCGUAAAGAUAAAAAGUUACUUUAAAAAAUCGUUAGGUUAAGUUUUUUUUUGUAAUUUUUCGAUCUUCGAAAAUAAAUACGUAACAUUUU
Molecule: messenger RNA, 2929 nt
Organism: Maniola jurtina (meadow brown)
Lineage: Eukaryota; Metazoa; Arthropoda; Insecta; Lepidoptera; Nymphalidae
Gene: Cdk4
Product: cyclin-dependent kinase 4
Exons: 7
Coding region: 177-1160 (327 amino acids)
Biological process (GO): signal transduction; protein phosphorylation; G1/S transition of mitotic cell cycle
Cellular component (GO): cytoplasm; cyclin-dependent protein kinase holoenzyme complex; nucleus
Molecular function (GO): cyclin binding; ATP binding; cyclin-dependent protein serine/threonine kinase activity
Source: RefSeq, a predicted model, not a curated record